This is a messenger RNA of Syzygium oleosum, 844 nucleotides long. Its product is annotated as protein NONRESPONDING TO OXYLIPINS 2, mitochondrial. NCBI's taxonomy places the organism in Eukaryota, Viridiplantae, Streptophyta, Magnoliopsida, Myrtales, Myrtaceae. The transcript has 3 exons. The record is from RefSeq and is a predicted model, not a curated record. Bases 268 to 552 code for a protein of 94 amino acids.
CCGUUGUGAAUAUGUGAAUAUAUUUCGUUCAAGUUGGUUUUAAAUUAGGGAAGCAAUGAAGAUUCGAGAGUUUUGUCUUUAGGAAUCGGAAACUUUUACAGAGAACUCAAUGACUUUCGGACCGAACGACGGUCGUACGUUCCUUAAAAACGACGUAGUUGUUGUAGGGUUCAAGGCGUCUUUCUCCCCUCCUAUCUCCGUCCUAAAACCCUAUGACUCGUGCUAACUAUUUUGCAGAGGCUCGCUCGUGCCCUGUAAAAAUCAGAAAUGGCGUCUUUCUGCGGACAAGCGCUGACGAUGAGUUCGAGGUCAAUUGCCUCCAAGUCCGUGUCCUCGCUCCAGAAAUCCGUGAACGCGAGGCGUGUCUCAGCUCUUCUCCGUUCGACGACAAGAUCCACGCCCUGCUUUCCCAGGGUGGUUUCGGUUUUGGGUGGCGUGGAGUCGCUAAUGCCUCUCCACAGUGCCAUCGCCUCGGCUCGGCUUAAGUCGAACAUCGCCGUCGAUACUCGUUGUUGGAGCUGGCUUUCUCAGGGAAUGGCAGUACCAUUGUGACAGAGCUUUACCUGGUUUACCCAAGGCGAUUGAAUGCAUAAGAUCUUUUUCUUUACCAAUCUUUUGAAAGGGAAAUUGUCACUUCAGUCUUGAAGCUUCUGGUUGAUUCUGCAAUGCAGUGUAUUUAAACUGCAGUAGCAAGCUACUUAGCACAUUGGAUUAGUUUCUCUCUUGGAUUUGUUUAUCCGUGAUUGUAAUAAGUUUUCUUCUGAUAACCAUUUGGGAUGACAUAGAGUGGAGAACAAGCACAAACUUGUCUUUUCAUAAUGAUUCUCCAAUGGUUUCGGGUAAA